UCAGAACCUGCGACACUCAAAAUACUUGUUGACUCAUAAACCUCGUUGAAGCUGUGUGGCCCUCGCCGACGUCCAGCAUGCCAGCCCCGCGCGUGCCACACAUCAUGACUCUCGCGGACCUGACGGUCCCGCAGAUCAACAAGGUCAUCACGCACGCCCACUACCAGCGCGCCACUUCCCUGCCUUGGCUCGCUCCCGCCACCCGCUUGUCCAAGGAUGCCGACGACAAGAAGAAGGAGCAACCGAAGCGCAUGCCCUCGCAGUCCCUCUUUAACAAGAGCAUCGCGCUGCUUUUCAACAAGCGCAGCACGCGCACACGGGUCAGCGCGGAGACGGCAUCUGUCCUGCUCGGCGGGCGCGCCCUGUUCCUCGGGAGAGAGGAUAUCCAGCUCGGCGUGAACGAGACCGUGCGAGAUAGCGCGCGGGUGAUCGGAGGAUUCUGCCAGGGGAUCUUUGCCCGCGUCGGGGAGCAAGCGGAGAUCGAUGAACUCGCACAAUAUUCCCCCGUGCCCGUGCUUAACGCCCUCUCUGAUCUCUGGCACCCGACCCAGAUCCUCGCCGACAUCCUCACCCUGCACGACCACGCGCACCUCUUCACCGACUCCCCGCCCCCGCCGCCAUCCAAGCGCAUCAACCCGCCCGCACCCCUCCCGCCGCUCACGAUCGCGUGGGUCGGCGACAGCAACAACAUCCUACACGACAUGCUCGUGAGCUACCCGCGGCUUGGGCACAAGCUGCGCGUCGCGACGCCCGGCAAGGAGGAGUACCAGUGCCCGCGGCUCGUGCGGGAACGUGUGGAAGGACUGGGAAUUGAGAUUGGGAAGGAGGAGGGGAAGGGGCCUGGCCAGAUUUUCUGGACCGAGGACCCGCGGGAGGCGGUGAAGGGCGCGGACGUGGUUGUUACGGAUACUUGGGUUUCGAUGGGUCAGGAAGAGCAGAAGGCGCAGCGCCUCCGAGACUUUGCAGGGUACCAGGUGACCGAGGCGCUCUGCCGAGAAGGUGGAGCCAAGGACAACUGGAAGUUCAUGCAUUGUCUGCCCCGCAAGGGCGAGGAGGUCGACGAUGAGGUUUUCUAUGGACCCCGCUCGCUGGUUUUCCCUGAGAGCGACAAUCGCAAGUGGACGAUCAUGGCGUUGUUCGACCUCCUCUUCGGCAAGUGGGAACUCCACCCUGAACAGCUAUACAAGCUGGAGAAGAAGAUGGCCAGCAAGUCUGAAUCCACUACCGAGGACUCGCAGUAGUCGAGGCACUGGCUUCUUCUGAGGAGGUGUUGGAACUGUUGCAGACCGAAAAGUACAUAGUAUACUUGCUUGUAUAAAGUCGGCUAAUCGUCCUUCGACAAUGUUAGAGCUUGCUUGGCUUUGCUGUGCAGAAG
Messenger RNA from Gloeophyllum trabeum ATCC 11539, 1375 nucleotides. Its product is annotated as mitochondrial ornithine carbamoyltransferase. Gene Ontology annotation, molecular function: ornithine carbamoyltransferase activity; amino acid binding. Gene Ontology annotation, cellular component: mitochondrion. Gene Ontology annotation, biological process: L-citrulline biosynthetic process. Lineage: Eukaryota; Fungi; Basidiomycota; Agaricomycetes; Gloeophyllales; Gloeophyllaceae. The record is from RefSeq and is a predicted model, not a curated record. The transcript is spliced from 5 exons. The coding region runs from base 78 to 1241 and encodes 387 amino acids.